Molecule: messenger RNA, 1416 nt
Organism: Nicotiana attenuata
Lineage: Eukaryota; Viridiplantae; Streptophyta; Magnoliopsida; Solanales; Solanaceae
Product: dof zinc finger protein DOF5.6-like
Exons: 2
Coding region: 146-1009 (287 amino acids)
Biological process (GO): regulation of DNA-templated transcription
Molecular function (GO): DNA-binding transcription factor activity; DNA binding
Source: RefSeq, a predicted model, not a curated record
AUCACAAGCUUCCAUAAAUCUCAUUGUAUCUUCUUUCUCACUAUCCCAGAGAUACAUAUAACUACAUAAACAAGAAGCAGGCUAAAUAUUGCCCAGAAAGUUUUUUUCCUUUUGGAUCAAGUUGAAAAGAGUGUCACAUUUACAAAUGGGGAUUACUUCUUUGCAAGUUUGCAUGGAUUCAUCCAACUGGCUACAGGACACAAUUCACGAGGAAACUGAACUGGAUUCAUCUUCUUCACCAUCUGGUGACAUUUUCACAUGCUCAAGGCCUUUAAUAGAAAGAAAGCUAAGACCCCAACAUGACCAACCUCUCAAAUGCCCUAGGUGUGACUCAACGCACACCAAAUUCUGUUACUACAACAAUUACAGCCUUACUCAGCCUAGAUACUUUUGCAAAUCAUGUCGAAGGUACUGGACUAAAGGAGGUACUCUAAGAAAUAUUCCUGUUGGAGGUGGAUGUAGAAAGAACAAGAAAGUUUCUUCCAAGAAAUUGUCUAAUGAAAAUGCUACUAAUUACCAAAAUCCUGGAUCAUCCUCAUCUUCUAUUUCUAGUUUCCCAGAAAUGGCAUUUUCCCACUUCACCAACUUUAUGGGAAAUAAUAAUCCUACUAACUUCAUGCUUGAAAAUCCUGCACCUAUUGAUUUUAUGGAGAGCAAGUAUGAAGCUUUGGUGGGGAGUUCAAGAAAUCAAGAUUUUCUUGGGAAUGUUGAUCAUCUAGGCAUGAUUAAUGGAUAUGGUGAGAUUAAUGGAAUUGCACCAAAUUAUCAUGCAGGGCUAUGCUCUACAUUUGGAUUGCCUAUGGAUGGGAACAUCAUGAAUUAUGAUGGGCAAAAUGCAAUUGAUGUGAAGCCAAAUCCUAAAGUUUUGUCACUUGAAUGGCAUGACCAAGGCUGCUCUAAUUCUGGGAAUAAAGAAUCUUUUGGCUACUUUAAUGGAGGACUAGGGUCUUGGACUGGUUUGAUGAAUAAUGGUUAUGGAUCAUCUGGGACGACGAACCCUUUAGUUUAAACUUUAAACUAAAUAAGUCUAGUGGUAUUGAUGGAAAGGAUGAAAAUCUCAAGAGAGAUUAAUAGAUGUUGGUUCAAUUUUCCUUAGUCUAAACUAAGUCAAUUUCACUUUAGCGACCACUUUCUAGUACGGUUGUAAUCUCAUGUUGUAUGAUGAGUGGUUGAGAUUAUCUUAGGCAUUAUUAAGGAAUUAUUAGGCCUGAAUUAUCCCCUACUUUUACCUAAAUUCCUCUGAUGGAAAGGUCUACUGGUUUUGUACUUAUCGUUUCUUUUGUGAAGGAUUUUGCCCUAGUUUAAUUAACAUGUUGAGUGUGAAUGGAAAUUGUAGAAGCUGUUCGUAUUCACGAGUCUUUGAUAUUCCAAUUUGUCAUUUUCCAAAUUUGGUCAGCUAGCAGUAUAUAUUACUAA